AAACUUUGCAGUUUUAAGUAUAGGACUUAGAGAGUAUUUUCUGAAAAUCACAAGUAUUAAUUUCGGUAUUACUAAAAAUAAUCAAGAUUUUAGGAAUAUUAAAAUAUCUCCUUAUCACAUCGAUAAUGAACCGUAAGAGCUUGAUGAAUUUGACGAAAUUAUUAUAUCAGGAACUGACCAAGGUCAGAGCUGAUAGCAGAAUUUCGAUGAGGUCGCUUUCGAAUGGGUCAAAAUUUAUAUUGCCAACUAUACAAGAGUUGAAAUCGCAGAAGACCAAAAAGUUGGGAUUUGAUCAUGGGUACAAGCCAGUACCUAAAGAUAGGAGUUACUUGAGUAAGUAUGUUCCUAAAAUUGAAGACUUACCCCCUAGAAGUAUGCAAGAUAGUUUCAUGGAGGGUACAAUACCUCUGUCUUCAAAUGAAAUACUUCAAGAAAAAUACAUCACCUUUCUGGGACAUGUGAGAAUUGGCAGGCUUCUGGAAGAUAUGGACAUUUUUGCAGUUUUUGUGGCUUACAAACAUAUAUAUGCUCCAACAUUACCUGAUGACAUCCCAGCACCUUACACUCUAGUCACAGCAGCUGUAGACCAAAUUGAUUUCACAGAUUUUGUCCCUAAGCCUAAUGAGGAUAUUAAAUUGUCUGGUCAUGUAAGCUGGGUUGGAAAAUCUUCCAUGGAAGUUGUUGUUUGGCUUGAACAACAACAGCAUGGUGUAUGGCAUAAAAUAACCAGAGCUCUUUUCCUCAUUGCUGCUAGAGACGCAACUUGCAAGAAAGCUGCACACGUAAAUACACUUGUUCCUUCGAAUAAUUAUGAAAGGCAAAUGCUAGAAGGUGGAGAAUCUAGAAAAAACCAAAGAAGAAAAAAUAUGCAGGAACAUGUAUCGAAAGUUGUUCCUACGGCAGAGGAACAGCAAAUCAUCCACGACCUUUAUAUGUCAACGGUUGAAGGAGAUGAUCUAACGACAAGGAAUACUAAAUUUCCUGGAGGGUUGGUAGCCAUGGAAAAAUGUACAAUUUCUAAUGUGAUUUUUUCCCAUCCCGAAGACAGAAAUAUACAUAAUACAGUUUUUGGUGGAUUUAUAAUGAGGAAUGCCACAGAAUUAGCUUGGAUCUUGGGUUUCCAAUUCAGUAAAUAUCGUCCUUAUCUAAAAAGUAUUAGUGAUAUCAGCUUUGACACUCCCAUAGCUGUCAAUUCUUUGAUUCAGAUGGAGGCAAUUGUGAAUUACACUUAUAUGAAUUUUUAUCAGAUAAUAGUUCAUGUCAAAGUCUUAGAUCCGGUAAAGGGUCAAGCAUCUAAAACUAACACGUUUAAUUUCACCUUUGAAUCUCCAGACACUGUUAGACAGGUUUACCCAAAGAGUUACCAUGAAGCCAUGUUGUAUGUUGAUGGAAAAAGGCACUUUGAUCUUGUUAUGUCUGGUGAUCAUGGUAGUAAAGUGGGAGAUUUGAUAGACAAAUAUAAUUCUAACUUGACCAGUAAGCUUUAAAGGGCCAUAUUCUCAAUUUAUUAUUAGGUAAUUGGUAAUAAUUAUGUGUGCUUUUCACAUUAUAUAUUCACCACUUUAGGAUGAGUAUUCAGUACUUAUAAUUUGAAUUAUUUUAUUUAUUAGG
Molecule: messenger RNA, 1611 nt
Organism: Harmonia axyridis
Lineage: Eukaryota; Metazoa; Arthropoda; Insecta; Coleoptera; Coccinellidae
Product: acyl-coenzyme A thioesterase 9, mitochondrial-like
Exons: 5
Coding region: 126-1487 (453 amino acids)
Biological process (GO): acyl-CoA metabolic process
Cellular component (GO): mitochondrion
Molecular function (GO): fatty acyl-CoA hydrolase activity
Source: RefSeq, a predicted model, not a curated record